Messenger RNA from Daldinia decipiens, 783 nucleotides. RefSeq lists its product as uncharacterized. Bases 88 to 576 code for a protein of 162 amino acids. NCBI's taxonomy places the organism in Eukaryota, Fungi, Ascomycota, Sordariomycetes, Xylariales, Hypoxylaceae. The transcript has 3 exons. The record is from RefSeq and is a predicted model, not a curated record.
ACCACUUCUCAUACCUCCAAACCACACUCAAUACCAACCACUUCACGUCUUCAUACCACACUCCAAUCACUUCUAACAACGAUCAAGAUGAAGGUCUUCUCCGUUGUCGCCCUUGCCUCGCCCAUCGUGGCCGCUACUCUUGGUCGAGCUGUGACCCCCACUGCCGAUCAGGCAAACAGCACUUUUGCUGAGCUCGACGACAUCCAGGUCCUCUGCGGUGUUCCCAAACCCGACAACGAGCUGCCUGCUACGUCCUACAGCUACCCCAUCGGCCUGCUUCUUAGCGCCGGAGACAAGCGUCUUCACAUCGACGCCGGCCCAGCCAACUGCCAGCAGGCAGCCUGCGGCACCAAGAGCGGUGCGGGUGUCAUCGUCUGCAACGAUGAGAAGAACGGUGUCGAUCUGUUGUACUCGGACAUUGGAUUCUUUGCCCAGCAGGUCUACAACAAGUGCAAGCAUCGCCGCGAUGACAUCGACUAUGUUGAGAAGGGCCAGGCCUUCUGCCCUGACGGCUGGAACGUCAUCCUGACCGAUGUUGGCACUGACUGCCACGCCUCGACUAUCCCGGGCAACUAAUUCACUCAUUGCCUAUCUACGCCGUAGAGGACUAGUCUAGGUCUCUCACCUGACGGUGGUCAGAACAUAGUGCAGUACAUGAGUUUUCUCUUUUAUGAGUUGUUAGUCGAUCUACAACCAGCAGUUUCGAUCUGAUAGUGUUGGUCAUAUUCGACUUGGAGACAUGGUACCUACUUUAGUUAGCUAGGGAACGUCCCAUCACUGAAU